AUGCUUAAUGCCAGUGGCUUUGGGUGGGAUGCUGACUUAAAAAUGGUUGUCGCUACAGAUGAUGUCUGGGACGGCUACAUUGUGUCUCACCCAUACUCCGAGAGAGUGCGUGGCAAAUACAUUGACAAAUACAAUGAUUUGGCAUAUAUGUUUGGUAAUGAUUGUGCUCAUGGCUCAUUUGCUAGCACAACGUACUCAUCUCCUCUUUUCAGUAGACGUCGUGGAAGAGAUGAACUCGAUUCUGAUGAUAAUAGAACUAAAACUGUUCACAUAUCUUUAGAUGAUGAGGAUGACCAUGUAAGUGGUGCGCCAUUUCAUCUCAACGAGGGAUCACAACAUCGGUCCCAGAGGGUCAAUAAAGGGCCUAUGGAGACCUCGCUUGGGUCUAGAAAUAGUCAAAACACCGCUACUGGCAUUGCCCGAUGA
Molecule: messenger RNA, 426 nt
Organism: Magnolia sinica
Lineage: Eukaryota; Viridiplantae; Streptophyta; Magnoliopsida; Magnoliales; Magnoliaceae
Exons: 2
Coding region: 1-426 (141 amino acids)
Source: RefSeq, a predicted model, not a curated record